CAUCCACAUCCGCGUUGGGGCUGGAGACACGCCUUCCUCUCACUCUCACGCUCCAGAUCCAGGCGGCAGUGCGCGCUCAGGGGUGGUGCUCCGGUCCUGCCACUCGCCGUCCCGACAGGCAGGGGCCGGGAGCGAGCCUGAGCCACAGGUUGGGAACGUGAAGAGCUGUCCCCGCGAUGGUCGCCCUGUAGAGCAGAUCCGGUGUGCCUGCUGCUGGCGUGGAAGCUCAGGAGUUCCAGGGCUUGGGGACCGGGAGGGCAGCCUCUGAAACCUGACACCCAGCCCUCGCGCAAAGGAAACUUCGCAGGCUGGCCCAACCAGACCAUCACUAUGACCGAUGGGGACUAUGAUUAUCUGAUCAAACUCCUGGCCCUUGGAGACUCAGGGGUGGGGAAGACGACAUUUCUUUAUCGGUACACAGACAAUAAAUUCAAUCCCAAGUUCAUCACGACAGUAGGAAUAGACUUUCGGGAAAAACGUGUGGUUUACAACACGCAGGGGCCCAAUGAAGCGUCAGGGAAAAUGUUUAAGGUGCACCUCCAGCUCUGGGACACCGCGGGACAAGAGCGGUUCCGGAGCCUCACGACCGCCUUUUUCAGAGACGCCAUGGGUUUCUUAUUAAUGUUUGACCUCACCAGUCAGCAGAGCUUCUUGAAUGUCAGAAACUGGAUGAGCCAACUGCAAGCCAAUGCUUAUUGUGAAAACCCAGAUAUCGUGCUAAUUGGCAACAAGGCAGACCUGCCAGACCAGAGGGAAGUCAGCGAACGGCAAGCCCGGGAAAUGGCCGACAAGUACAGCAUUCCGUAUUUUGAAACAAGUGCGGCGACUGGCCAGAACGUUGAGAAAGCCGUGGAAACUCUCCUGGACUUAAUCAUGAAGCGAAUGGAGCAGUGUGUGGAGAAGACCCAAGUCCCCGACGCUGUCAACGGUGGAAGUUCCGGGAAGCUGGACGGGGACAAAGCAGCCGAGAAGAGAUGCGCCUGCUAGACUUUGCCCAGGACCUCCUCACCCAGACCCCCAGCCUGAUAUUACUGCCCGAUCAGCGACCAACCACGAAAUUGCCACCGUGCACAGUGGCGCGUCUGUCUUCUCCUGCCAGAGAAUCUGUUUUAAGAAACCAAAAUAGUCAACAGUAUUCAAAAGAAUUGACCGGUGGUUUCUGAGGCGCUUUCAAACAAGAUCAAAGCUUUUGUAGUGUGCCCUCACCAGUCCGAGUGCCCGGCUCAUUGUUCUUAGAAGGAAGACAAGUGUGCAGGAGAGGGCACAAGACGAAAUGGAGGGCGUUUUAAAUCAGAGCCAGGCUCGCCCUGUUGCACUGGAGAGGGAUAGGCUGCCAAAGGGAGAACAUAGAAAGAUGAUUUUUUUCAAAAGACUGAGUUUGCUUCUCACGUAGAAUAUGAUUAUUACUCUUGGUUUGCAUUGGGGGAACAUAUUAGUUAGAGUGGAUACACAAUAAAGAAUUUUAAAUGGAUCCUUAAGAAUGAUCCUGCCCAAUAAGCGGUACUAGAAAGAGUAAUUUAGUGACGAGGCUGUGGGGGGAUGAAUGUCAGACUUCUGCUAAAAUGUGGGCACUUGUGUAAUAAUGCCAUCUUUAUAUUAAUAAAUGUCAGACAGACAAGAACAAGAGGGUGAGCGACAAAGUACAAGGGAAGCGCCCGGGGAGAAAAAUGAAAGUGGGGGACCACGGCAUGUGGACAAACGAAAUGAAAUGUAUCUGUUGCAGAUGUCUGGAGGAGUUAAUAGUCAGCUUUCACUCCGGCCAAGUAGAAAUUGACAUUAUCAGUGGGGAUUAAGAGAAGAUCCAGAAGUUUCCAUUUCGAACAUCAUUUUAGAAAUAGGUUCAGGGUUCGGCUUCACAUUUCAUUUUUUCCCCUAAGUAAAUGGUGAUAGUCGCAAAGACAAAUGAAAGAUUGCUGUUUAUUAAGUAUCUUUCUUUAAAGACAGUAAAAAAAAAACCCUAUUUCACCUUAAUUUCUUUUAGGUGAAUAUGCUGGUGAUGUGAAACAAAAGGUGACUAUUAGUUGUGGAUUUCUUUUCAAUUUACAAAAACAGUGAAAUCUCUAAAUUAUAUUUCUCUCUUCUAACCCACACCUACCCCUGGCUUUGAAUCAAUUGUAAAAAUACAGGCGUGUCACUGUGUAGACCAACUUCAGAGUAAUGAUGGAUCAAUUUCAAUGGUUACUCUGAAUUUUCAUGUCAUUAAUCACAAAAAAAAUUGAUGGUAACUCAUGCCAUAUUAUAAUAUAUUUAGCAUUUGUUUUUAUUUGGCCUAAGGCAAAAGGCCCAUAGUUGACCUAUAUUUGGGGAUUGGGCAGGAAUGGAACUGUAUUUUAUCUCACCAAAAAUUUGUAAAUCAUUUUAUUUUUUUAUAAGAAGCUGUCUUUUCUUUGAAAAAAAAUGAUCCCCAAAGUAUUUUUCAUUGGCCUAUUAUCAUUUGUGUCUAAAUUAACAACAACUCUUAUUAAAUUGUUAUUUAAAUAUUCCAGUGAAUUUUAUCAAUAACAAAGGCAUUACACUUUAUGUUUUCUCUUUUUGUUAGGCGUUAUAUGAUUUUUCAAUGGAAUAGUUCCUCUUCCUAUAACAUUUUGUCAGUUAAACUUCAUUUUUUUCCAACUUGGUGCCUAUUUUGUUAAGUUACAGAUGCCGGAAACCCUCAACUUAGCUCCCUGUCCCCCACUGCUGCCUGCCAACCUCUCUCUGGUAUCGAAUCAUUUUUAGAUCCAAAGAAAUGUCUGUAGACAUAAUGAUCUUAGCGUGGACUGGGCUCAGAAAUGCGCCAUGAAUGAAAGCAGUCCGGAAGCUUUGACGAGUCCACCCUCUGCGAAGUUCCUGGCGUUUACUGCCCACCUCCUCUGACUUCUGCAGGGCGUCGCCAGCUCCUAAGAUGGAUCACAGGCGGGGGCCACCUGCAAAGGUGUUUCCCUCCAGGAUGCUCUUCAUGACCUCGGUACCUGUGCCAUGAAAAUGGAAAUCUGUUAGCUAUCCAGAAACAUGUUUCUUUUAGAAAAGGGAACAGAAACAAUGUAACUAUUGUUGUAGCAAAAUUUGGUGAACUUUUGAGGUCGUUAUAUCACUUUCUUAUUUGGAUCCAAAUUGUGAUUCCCCCUGCAUUUCCACAAUAUGGAAUGUUUAGCCUUCAUAAAAUUCUAAAGGUAUUCUAUUUGGGGUAGGUCUUUCUAUUUCUUUUAAUUUCCCAGUUAUAUGAUUGAUUUACUUAUGCCAAGAUUCUGUCAUUGUCAGCUUAUUUAACGAGCAUUUGUUCAGGGUCUAUUUUGAGAUUGUCACUGGAUCGUUGCAGCGUGAAGCAGAGGGUGAUGAUGUCCAUAAUUAUAGAACUGUGCCUGUGAAAAGAACAAUUACUGGGUAAUAAUCUCAAGGACAACAAAACUUAAAACAGGCAUGAAAAGUAAUUUAUAAUUGUAUUCUACUGAUUAAAACUUGAUGUAAAAAAUAAUUUUCUCUGAGAAGUUUGACACCUGGCCCCAAAUUCUAUUUAAACGUUCAUACAAAUUCCCCCUCUCAUUAUCACAUAAUUAAUAUUCUGUAUUAUUAAUUUUACUGAUUUGGGGCCACAAAGUAGGCAGACUGCCUUGGAGAAUUGCACAGUCGCUCUCACCCACAGUAACAUAUAUUUUUAGCCAAGGUGAGUCCUAUUACUAAUUAUCUCCCAAAUGCUCUUGUAAACCAAAUUGCACUUUGGGAAACUAUGUAAAGUGUACAUGAAAUUCCUUUCUGGUAUAGAAACCGUGUCUGGGGCGUGUAUUCUGCUUCGAUGUUUACAUUGCUCUAAACCGGUGCCUCGGAUACCUCUGUGACCAAAUCUGUCUCCAGCCACGUAGCUCGUCCUAUAAUCUGUUAUAGGGAGGCCUCCCAGAGACACUGAUGCAGCCAAAGGUCUUUGAUGUCUUCGGCAGAGGGUUCAAGGACGUCAUCAGAAUCUGGAGGUCAUUACCACCACCUCCUGGUCUCCUAGCUCAGUUCUCAUGGAGUGAGCAUUACUUGAGACUCUUAACUGAUUAGGUACAAAGUUAUCGUUAAAUGUAAAGAAAAAAAAUCCUUUGGAAAAUGUGUCAGAACUAGUUGCAAGAACACAGUGUUCGUCUUGGUAUGCAGAGGGUGACAGGCCAUGAAUCGGCAGAGAAAAUACUAAAUUCUGGGAGUUGAGCUGGUGGGUCUCCACAUGAGAGUUUUAAAGUUCUUUCAAGUCACGCUCUAGCCAGUUUGCUACCAUUUCCAUAUUACCAGCUACCACACUGCAAAAAAUUCAAAGCCAGCAUUUUCUACAGUAAAUAUUUUGUCUUGUUUUAAUCAGAUGGGCCGUGCUCUGUAUGCAGCGGGGGGGGGCGGGAGAGGGUGCUGUCUUUCUUAGGCUUCUAGUGUAAGGUGUUUUCUACCAAUCAGUAUGGGUCAGAUGAACUGGGCAAGAGUUUUAAUCAGUCUUUACGAGAGGGAGAGAAGCUUGACCAUAGAGAAGGACGUGAUUAUAUUUAAAAAAUAACUUAAUAGUAAUCAAAUAUUCUUUAAACUGUAAAUUGAGUCUGCUGGAAAUCACCCAAUGUAAUGAAGCUCAUUUUCAGUGGUAGAGUGAGUACAGCAUUUAGAGAAAUAAUAUGUGCAAUAGACAGCGUGUACAACGAGGUUCAGCGCAUACCCGGGAAUCUCGUGUCUGUGGAACAGAUCGCUGAGCGCCCUGUGUCUCUGUUCUCGCGGUAAAAGGCUGGGGAGAGCAGACGCAGUCCUUAUCGUGUGUCACACUAAAAAUUUGAGGGGAACCCCUCAUCUGUAAAGAAUUUUGGAGUUUAGAACUCCAGCUUUAAAGAAAGAAUAUUGAAGCUUCUAUUUCCUAAGACACAGAAUAACUCUUUAGAAGGAACUUCUGAGAACCGAUGUUAACCAAAGAGAUUUUUAAAAGUUUCACUUUCACCCUCUCCUACCCAGCUUUAAAGCAUUAAGAGAAGUCUAGAAUGUUUAAGUAUGUUAGGGAAAGCUGUAUUGUUUUUUUCAAGAUGCUGUCUGUAUUUGAAAAGGUUGUCUAAAAAUCUACCAAAAAAGUAUAUUUUUUCCUUGAUUUUUGGCCAAGAUGAUACGAACUUAUUUCUGGGCAGAGUGGUGAGCUCUUAACAUGGAAAGUAGAUAGAGAAUAUUGUCUGGGAUGAGUGUUGUCUUGAUGCAUAAAGACAAACCCAUGAAAAUACUUGUCUCAUAAAGUAGAAGUGAUAACAAUUAUUGCUACAUAUAGUGGGGAUUUUAUAAACUUGUUGCCUUAGAAUUCUUGGGUGGAGAUCAACUACAAUGACGUGGUUGAGCAAGAGCUACAAGGAGAGAGACAAGUUCAAAGUUUCUAAGUGAAGUUCUUAAAUAUAGCAGCACAUGGAGGAGUUCAUCCCCAAAAGGUGGAUGUUUAGGCAGGAAAAAGAAGAUGACCAGAAAGAGUUUUUGUAACUACAUCCAUGGCAAAUAUUUAUCCUUCAUUUUUAUCUACCCGGUAGAGAAUUAUAUCCUUUGAACUAAGCUAAUAAAAAUAUUUAAGCUAAGAUAUUUCACUAUUAGAAUCAAAAGUUUGGAAACAAACGUUUUUAUCUGAAACUCUUUUUCUGAUAGAUUGGAGUAGCUUCACAAAGAUGGUUCUCUGCAGAGCAGCGCCGGCAGCCUAUGGUUGCUGAGAGAUUCUCUGACUUCGCACACAGAGAGAACAAACUCUCCGUGCCCAAAGAGUGGGAUUAUUGCACAGGGUGUCACUUUUUGGGGGAAAAAAACCCACAACAAUGUACAAAUGAAUCACCUUUGAAGUCAUUUAAAUGUUUUCCAGUUCUCUUUCUCACAGAGAAAGAGAGCCAUGGGAGUAGCCAUGGGAGUCACGGCUAAUACCCCUCAGCUGACUUAGUCUUUAAGGAUCUUUAACAAAUUGUGUAGGAGCUGGUUUGUCUGCCCUUAAUGACCUAGUGAGUCUCUUAUUUAACCAGUGGCUGUUGUCCAUAUGUCUGUUGACACCUCAAAGUAGGGUCCCUAGCAAUGUGGAGUAACACACCAUACGUAUUCUGAACCUUCUGUUCUCCAGGUUAUUGUUUCAAAUGCUCUUGGAGAGGAAGCCUGGAAAUAGAAAGGGUCCAGAAAGAACCAGCUGGCAACCAUGUGUCUGUUAUGAACUCUCACAGCAGCUUCUCCUCAUGUGGGACUUGCCAACCCCACGUGCUUCCCAAGGUUCCUGUCGGGCUCCGUGGCGAACAUACAUAAGAAAUAGGUUUGCAGGUUAUGUCCCACUUCAUACACAGGCACUGUUAGCACAAACUAAGAACUAAUCAAGAGUCAAAGCUGUCAUUUAAACCACUUGUGAAUAGAAGUGUCGUAGCAGGGACACAGGUCAUUUUAGUAGGUGGUGUCUCGGAAGCCACCAAUGGGCAGUCAAUUUGAGGUUACUGUAUUUGAUUGAAAUGUUUAAUAUAUUGCAAGUUCCUGGAAAAAAACUAUGAGUUCUAUUUUGUUUUGUAUGUCACCUUGUAUUUCCUUCAGGGAGUCCAGUUAUAUUCGAGAUUGCAUAUUACAACCUGGUCAAAAUACUCCUUGUACAAAUAGGGCUUUUGUGUCCAUGGCCUUGUAAAAGAUACUUGUAUCUGAAAUUAUUUAAUACAAGUUAGUAAUCCCGCUUCACGUGUCAAGAGUAGACGAUGUUCUGACGUAACAUGGAUGUGCUUCCCCCCAUCCCGAUGGUCUGUCUUCACGUGAUGCCGUCCUCGUUUCUAGGCUAAGCACGUUCGAUUUUGUCUGUCGCCUGCACAGAUCUCUGUUUCGUCUAGUGCUCUGACUGUGAGUUAAAACUCUGAACCUAGGGGCUUUUUUCUCUGUGCCCCUGGAUGGACUGCGGUGCCUGACAGAUGCUGUUAGGUCGUUAUCCUGGUGUACCAAAGUUCCAGUGACUUCAGAAAUCAUAGCAUCCAAUGAUUUUGUGGUGUCUGGGUUUGAAUACUAUGGUUGAGAACUGUAUUCAGUGAUUGUUACUGCACACUUUUCAAAUAAAAAUGCCAAUAAUUUUUACC
Messenger RNA from Phyllostomus discolor (pale spear-nosed bat), 7034 nucleotides. RefSeq names its product RAB27B, member RAS oncogene family (gene RAB27B). Gene Ontology annotation, cellular component: secretory granule; melanosome. The transcript is spliced from 6 exons. The coding region runs from base 331 to 987 and encodes 218 amino acids. Gene Ontology annotation, molecular function: GTPase activity; GTP binding. The record is from RefSeq and is a predicted model, not a curated record. Lineage: Eukaryota; Metazoa; Chordata; Mammalia; Chiroptera; Phyllostomidae. Gene Ontology annotation, biological process: melanosome transport; positive regulation of exocytosis.